Messenger RNA from Pieris brassicae (large cabbage white), 1396 nucleotides. RefSeq lists its product as uncharacterized. The coding region runs from base 142 to 1185 and encodes 347 amino acids. Gene Ontology annotation, biological process: mRNA splicing, via spliceosome. NCBI's taxonomy places the organism in Eukaryota, Metazoa, Arthropoda, Insecta, Lepidoptera, Pieridae. The transcript is spliced from 9 exons. Gene Ontology annotation, cellular component: nucleoplasm; ASAP complex; cytoplasm. Gene Ontology annotation, molecular function: RNA binding. The record is from RefSeq and is a predicted model, not a curated record.
UUACAUUAAUCUGUAACAUUAAAUAUUAAUGGCGGAAUCGUUUGUGUAAAGCCGGUUACGCGUUAUUUUUGCAAAAAAUAGAAUAUUGUGAAACUCUAGAUUAUUUGUAACUUUUUAAUAAUAACGAAAUAUAUUUCGAAAAUGGUCGCGGCUAAAAGAGGUCGAGGCGGCGCCCAGAAAAAAAAUGCUAAUGCUAAUGAGGACGUAAGUCAGGUCCAGUCCCAGGCAGAAGCGAUUGCAUCCAUUGAGGAGGAAAAUAAUGGGGAAGCACAACCAGAAAAUCAAGAAGAGAUUGCUGGUGAGGAAGCUGUUGAGCAGUUAGAAGGUUCAGAUCAGGUGGGAGCUGAUGCAGAACAGGAGACCUCUGAGGAUGCAAAGCCAGAAGAGCCAAAGGAAGAAAAAGUAGAAACGGGUAAACUUCUAGUUGAGAACCUACCCUCCAGUUAUUUGUUUGACUAUCAAGACAAACUAAAGGAGUUGUUCUCAAAACAUGGAGAAAUCAACAGUGUAAAACGUGGUCCGAUCAUUGUAACUGAAUUGACCACAACUCCAACAUUAUCGGCUAUUGUCGAAUUCAAAAACAAAGAGUCUCUGGAAAAGGCACUUACACAAGAUGGCUCAGUGAUAGAGGGUAAUGCCAUCUCAGUGGCUAUAGAGUCAUCAGCUGAGACAGCAGUUCUGGUAGGAGUGCCAUAUGAGGCCUCUACCGACUAUGUAAAACUGCUGUUUAGUCAGUGCGGUGAAGUUGCGCAUAUACAUGAGUUCAGCAAGACAAAGUUCAAAAUCUUGCGCGUGACGUUCCACUCAAAGGAGAGUGUGGAGCGAGCGUUGAAGCUGGAUAGGGAGUUGCGGCUUAACGGGUUCCUCGUCACUGUCUCACGCUACCGCGAUGAUGACGAACAGAAGGCCCACGCUAACGCCAAUAAGGGUAAUAAGCGUCAACACGGUGGUCGUAAUAACACGAGCAGUAGCAGCGGCACAAGUCCGGCCCCACCCGCCACACGCAAUAACUCCUUCCGCUCCAGAGGAGGAGCUGCCCCUUUCAACCCUAGGGGGAACUUUAGAGGUGGAGCUCGCGGUCGUGGAUUCGCAGGUCGCGGUGGAGCUUACCCGCGCGGCGGUUUCGCCCCCGUCAACUCGUACCUGCCCCCGCAGCCUUACAUGGCACGUCCGAGUUACAUGUAGUCUUGUGAAGAAUUACCCAGCAGGGAGCCUUCAUGGACGGACAGCGGCCGAACAAGCGACUCCGACAGAUGUAAUAUAGUUGUGUGCGUGAGGACGGACUACAGUGCGUGUGUGUGUGUGUUGACGGAUAAAUCUAGCCAAUUGUAUUUACUAAGUACACAGAUAAAUUUAAUUUUAUUGUCUUUUGACAGCUAAUAAAUGAUAAUAUCAA